AUGAAGGUAGUACGUUGUCGCACGAUGUCGAUGCUUGUGGAAACGUCUAUCGAAAAUUUGAUAGAAGAAAUUGAAAAGAGACCAGCACUAUAUAAAAAACAACUAAAAGAAUACUCUGAUAUAAAUCUGAAGAAAAAACUAUGGGAAGAAGUGUGUGAAGUAGUUAUUCCCGAUUGGAAUGAGCUUGGUGCCCAGGAAAAAACAAAACAAGGUAAAAGUAAUGGCAUGAGUGCCAUCAAUCAAAUUCAUUAUCAAAUGAAAAAUAAUAAUCUACUAAUAAUACUCUAA
Molecule: messenger RNA, 288 nt
Organism: Macrosiphum euphorbiae (potato aphid)
Lineage: Eukaryota; Metazoa; Arthropoda; Insecta; Hemiptera; Aphididae
Source: the annotation of a GenBank genome assembly